UCCAUCAUCUUCAUUCGUGACCGAAAUCCUUGUCGCCAGGAGGUGUCUGCAUACAUCGACUACGCACACAGGCUGAUGACAGAUGAUUUCCAAGUCUACUUCAGUGGGAAGAAAAGAUUUUUCCCUCGGAACACUGAUCUGAGCUUUUACAACUGGGAUAGAAAUCUCAGCACUUCCAAUUCCAGCCCAAAUUACCAAGUGAUUGCAGAAAAUACCUGUGGACUACUCUUCAAGAACAAAAGUGACAGGAAAAUAAUAAAUGUGGAUCCCAAGGCUUACCCAGGAGACGACACCACACGGACGCCUGUUGAAACAGAUCUCUAUCUCCAUGUCGUUAUCUACGACCAUGUCGUCAGAAGAGGGAACUGA
Molecule: messenger RNA, 369 nt
Organism: Pterocles gutturalis (yellow-throated sandgrouse)
Lineage: Eukaryota; Metazoa; Chordata; Aves; Pterocliformes; Pteroclidae
Gene: CFAP299
Product: chromosome unknown open reading frame, human C4orf22
Exons: 3
Source: RefSeq, a predicted model, not a curated record